Molecule: messenger RNA, 1666 nt
Organism: Corticium candelabrum
Lineage: Eukaryota; Metazoa; Porifera; Homoscleromorpha; Homosclerophorida; Plakinidae
Product: prolactin regulatory element-binding protein-like
Exons: 7
Coding region: 28-993 (321 amino acids)
Biological process (GO): protein secretion
Cellular component (GO): endoplasmic reticulum membrane
Molecular function (GO): GTPase activator activity; protein binding; guanyl-nucleotide exchange factor activity
Source: RefSeq, a predicted model, not a curated record
CUUGCGGUGGUCCGAACAGCGAGGCUCAUGGCGGCUUCGAAUUUAUUUUCUACCGAUUUUCCUCUCUAUGCUCUCCUUGCCGGCCCCAACGGACGUCUAUUUGCAGCUGGAGGAGGUGGGCAAGCACGUACUGGAGUCCCUAACGUAUUGGAAAUCUACAACGUCGAAGAGUCCGGAAAAAAACUGAAAUGCAUUCGAGUCGAUCGCAUCGACGUCGGACAGCAUGCGGUGAUGAAUGCGGCCGUCGAUGACAAUCAGACGUAUGUAGCAAUCGGUAUGGACAGCACGUGCCGUCUGACGGCCAUCCGGGCGGCCAAAUUGUCGUCGAAAAAAUCGACCGGCUCGCCUGCACGACGCCGCCGCCGCACUGAGGAGUCGCGGUCGCACGCGGACGGGCUGACGUUGGAGACGGUCGUAGAGAGGCAGACGGAUUUCUCGGAUCAGGGAGCGUUUCAGAAGUGCGUGCGAUUCAGUCGGAGCGGGAAUGCGUUGGCGACGGGCGGUGUGGAUUCGUGUAUUCGAAUUUGGACGUGUCCUGACAUGAAGCUUAGCCACACCUUACAAGGACAUCUUGAUGAAAUAGACGAUCUAGACUUCAGUUCAACAUCUAACCAUUUAGUGUCAGUUUCUCGUGACCAGUCGGCAAGAGCUUGGAACUUAAGCUCAGGCAAGCAAGAACAUGUGCUUGCCAAAGACAAGGCCGUGGGUACCAAGCCGUACAGAUUUCGUGCAUGCAGAUAUGGCCGAGGCAAGAGCAAACAGCACUUUUACACGGCACUAAUUCCCGUACGUCCAAAUGGCAAAGAUUCAUCGUGUAUUGCAAUGUGGAAUGGGAAAACAUUUGACUUUGUUAGAAGUUCAAAGGUUGGACAUGAUCCAAUUACAAAACUAGAGGCGAGCUCGGGUGGUGCAUAUGUGGCCAUUGGAACAAGUGAGGGAUCAAUUUCUGUGUACAAUGCGGAAAAUCUGCAGAGCAACAGUAGCUGUCCGUAAAGAGCCCAGCUGUCUCUACCACGACUUUCUCAAUGUUUUCAUCUUUGUCCACUUGAAUGACUGGACACCUCGAGCUGACAUCAUUCGAGCGGGUCAACUGGAAUAGAAGAAGAACUGUAUCAAUUCAGAAGUGUUGAAGACCACACGUCAACACUCUAAUAGAUGGAACUGUUCGUGGUCAAGAUACUUUGAAUUGUGCAUCAACAAUAUUGCUUACGCUUUGGGUAGGAGUGAAGGGGGAUUCAGAAAAGUGUGCACUGUGUACACUCAUGAAAUUGUUGAUAAUUUUGAACAACCCCUUAGGAAGUUGGUAAUCUCAUGACAAUACAUAGUUAUGAACUUACUUGUGCCAGUAUAGACCCAGGGUUUGAGUAAACCCCCAUCUCCUACUUUGACCAUUAUUAUAAGAUUUUUACAUCUUAGAGCCUUGUAAUUGGUGGUAAUUGGCGGUCUUUUGUAUGGUUAUUGUGCAAUUUGCUCUUGCACGUACCUUUACUUCAUUAUUCUGUAACCUUGAUGGGCGACAGCUGAUGCCAAAGAGAAUCUGCUCUUUUUCGUAGAAGAAAAUGUCCAUAGUGGGACUGACAUCCUCACAACGACUUCAUUGUGUUUAAGGCUGCAAACGGGUAUGGCAUUUGACAGAAAAUGCGUUUGUGAUUGGGACACAAAGUUA